Molecule: messenger RNA, 2407 nt
Organism: Prosopis cineraria
Lineage: Eukaryota; Viridiplantae; Streptophyta; Magnoliopsida; Fabales; Fabaceae
Product: transcription factor MYC1
Exons: 8
Coding region: 206-2098 (630 amino acids)
Molecular function (GO): protein dimerization activity
Source: RefSeq, a predicted model, not a curated record
UGAAACUAAAGUUUGGUCUAUGUUGGAUAAGGCAAUUUGGGUUUUUCUUUUUUCUUUACGCUGUUCAAACUGUGUUCAUGGCUUCAUCUUUUUUAACAAAAGCACUUGUAUAAAUCCGAUCCAACAAGUUUUCUUCUUCUUCGUUAAUGUCUUCUUUACCCCCUUACUGCUACCAUUUCUUGGAACAGCCUCAGAGUCAUAAAAAAUGGCCAGUGGGGGUGAGAAAAUGUCCACAAAGCUGAGGACAAAGCUAGCCGUUGCAGUAAAGAGCAUUCAAUGGAGCUAUGGCAUUUUCUGGGCACCUUCCACUACCAAGCAAGGAUCAUUGGAAUGGAAUGAAGCGUACUACAAUGGAGAGAUCAAGACAAGGAAGACAGUCCAAACUAUGACGGAACAAAAGGCUGACAAAAUAGGGUUUCAGAGAAGUGAGCAGCUAAGAGAACUCUAUCAGUUUCUUCUUGUCAGCGAUACCGAUUUGCAGGCUAAAAGGCCUUCUGCUGCAUUAUCUCCAGAGGAUCUCACAGACUUGGAGUGGUACUACUUGGUUUGCAUGUCAUUCAUGUUCAGCCACAGCCAAAGAUUCUUGUGUCAUUGUCAUAGUUUGCCUGGAAGAGCACUAGAAAAUGGUGAAACUAUCUGGUUAUGCAAUGCUCAAUAUGCGGACUGCAAAGUUUUCUCCCGCUCUUUGCUAGCAAAGAGUGCAUCAAUUCAGACUGUGGUGUGUUUUCCCUACCGUGGAGGCGUUGUUGAGAUAGGCACAACUGAGCUAGUCCCAGAGGACCCUAAUCUCAUCCAACAUGUCAAAACUUGCUUCUUAGAAUUCUCAAAACCUAUCUGCUCUGAAAAUCCUUCCUUUGCACCUAACAAAGCAGAUGAAGAUAAAGAUCCAACAUGCACCAAGAUUGAUGCUUGGGCAUUGAAUGAUACUCUGACUUUGGAAGACCUUAGUUCGCCUGCCAAGGAACUAAAAGAAGAUAACUAUGAAGAGGUUGACAUGGAUUCUUCUGAAGAAUGUUGCAAUGGUUGUGAACAUCACUGCCAGGUGGAAGACUCUAUGUUCGAGUGCAUCAGUGGUGCCCAAGAUUCCUUGAGUUCUGGAGAUUGUAUAUCUGAAGCGCUUGAGAAGCAAGCCAAGGAAGCUACAAAUGUAGAUCGAGGCCAAUUGAAAUUAACAGGACUUCAUGACUGCAAUCACUCAAAACUGAGUUCCUUGGAUAUUGGAACCGUUGAAGACUUGCACUACACAAGAACUCUCAGUUCCCUCUUGGGAAACUCUUUGAUGUUUAAAGGGCAUUCACAUGCUAGCAACUCAAAUUGUAGGUCGAGUUUUAUACCAUGGAAGAAUGGCAGAGUUGUUGAGAGGUUGAGGCAAAAGUUAGACCAAAGCAUGUUAAAGAAGAUUUUGUUCACUGUCCCUCAGAUGCAAAACAGAUGCGUCUCUUCCAAGUCACCAAAACAGCAUGAUAGAACAGAAUUUCACAGAAAAUUGGACAGUGAUGAUCAUUGUGUGGGGAAGGCUUUAUCUGAUGAAAGAAGAGAAAGCGAAAACUAUCAGGUUCUCAAGUCCAUGGUCCCUUCUAAAGAUAAGGUGGACAACAUUUCAAUCCUCAAUGACACGAUCAAAUACAUGAAAGAGCUUGAGGCAAAAGUGGAAGAACUAGAAUCUUGCAUGGAUAUUGCAGAUUCUGAAACCAGAAUGAGAAACUCAGAAGUUAUGGAGCAGACAUCAGAUAACUGUGACAUCAGAAAGAUUUUCAAAGCAAAGAAACCUCAGAAGAACAAGAGGAAAGCUUGUGACAUUGAUGAAUACUGCGCAGACUUGAACAGUAUAGUGAUUAAAGAAGGCAAAUCAUGGGAUGUAAAAGUGGACAUGAAGGAGCAGGAGGUUGUGAUUGAGAUGAAAUGUCCUUAUAGGGAAUUCAUAUUGCUUGAAAUCAUGGAUGCUAUAAGCAACGUGCAUUUAGAAGUUCACACAGUUCAAUCUUCAACAGUUGAUGGAUUCCUCAUAUUGACACUUAAAUCUAAGUUUCGAGGAGCAGCAAUUGCGCCAACGAGGAUGAUCUAUGAAGCACUAUGGAAAGUUUGUGACAAAACUUGAGUUUUCUGUUCGGAUUUCUUGGCAUUGAACAUUUGAGAUUAUGUAACUUCUGGCAAAUUGAAUGAACCUUAAUUUCAGCUACACUGUUUCUAACAUCUCAAUCAGUUUUGCAAUCUGAUAUGCAUGAGAAUGAUUUGUAAUUUUCUACAUGAAGUGUUCAUUGCAGGAUGAAGGCCAGGAUAUUGCUUGAAAAAGAUUCUGUAGCAUUUGUAUAUAUACUAGGAACUGAUGAGGUAGAUUUAUAUAUAUGAUCUAGCAAACAUGUUAAACAUUUGGUUUAUUAAUAAAUUAGUAAUUAUUUAUUAGAUC